This is a messenger RNA of [Candida] anglica, 1146 nucleotides long. Lineage: Eukaryota; Fungi; Ascomycota; Pichiomycetes; Serinales; Debaryomycetaceae. The record is from the annotation of a GenBank genome assembly.
UCCCCCUGGAGGCCCAGUUGAAGACACAGGAAAAAUAAAAUAUUAAAUCACUCACACAGUUUGGCAUUUGUACCAUCAAUGGAACUAAUUCGAAGUUUAUUUGGACAGUGUUUGCCCUGUCUCCCGGACAUGUCGCUGUCAAGCGUGUCCAUCAAUGGGAACAAGUACAAGAUUCUUCGUCUUCUAGGUGAAGGAGGGUUCUCGUACGUGUACCUUGUGUCCAAGGGAACCAACUCACAAUUUGCAUUGAAAAAAAUUAGAUGUCCUUUUGGCGGUAAUGAUGAGGCCUUCAAAAACGCAUUGAAGGAAAUCCGCAAUUACCAUCGGUUUGCCACGGCAAAGACGCCCUUCAUCAUUCAAUCUAUCGAUGAAAGUGUCAUUGAUGAGCCUGAUGGAUCGAAGACAAUCUAUAUAAUCCUUCCCUAUUUUGAACAAUCGCUUCAAGACGUCAUUAAUGCCAACGUGUUGAACAACCACUCUAUGCCGGAGCCCGACGUGUUACGGGUGUUUAUCGGUGUAUGUAGAGGGCUUCAGGCCAUGCACAAAUAUAAGGUGUAUGGACGCAAUGUAGAGGACGAGGAAGAUGAUCUUUUGUUGCCCGGUAGUGACGAGGAAGAGGAAGAAGCCACCACUGAAAUGCUGGAAUUGAAACCUUUUGCCCAUAGAGACCUUAAGCCAGCAAAUGUCAUGCUUUCAGCGGAAGGAUUACCAGUGUUGGUUGAUUUGGGAUCUUGUUCAAAAGCUCGAGUUUCAGUUAAAAACCGUCAACAAGCGUUAUCACUCACAGAUUACGCACAAGAACAUUGCACUCUUCCCUACAGAGCGCCAGAACUCUUGGAUGUAGCCACCAAUGCAGAGAUCACAGAAAAGACCGAUGUUUGGUCUCUUGGAUGUGUGUUGUAUGCCUGUUGCUUUGGGUUUUCUCCGUUUGAAAAACUUGAACUUGACCAAGGUGCAUCUCUCAAUUUGGCCAUUUCACAAGGUAGGUACAUCAUUCCUUCUACCCACCAAUACUCGGAAGGCAUCAUUGAUUUGAUAGAGAAAUGUCUUCAACUUGAAAGCUCAAUCAGACCCACGGUGGACGAAUUACUCGAGCAAGCACUUGAGAUACAGCGUCAGUAGGAAUAUGAGAAAUGAGAUAAAGAC